Iphiclides podalirius (scarce swallowtail) is the source of this 477-nucleotide messenger RNA. Lineage: Eukaryota; Metazoa; Arthropoda; Insecta; Lepidoptera; Papilionidae. The record is from the annotation of a GenBank genome assembly.
AUGCUACGGUCUGUGACGAAUGACGCAAACAAAUACGCCAUCGUGUCUAUUGUCACGCUUGACCCAAUGACGCAGAAAGCAGGGCACACAUUGGUGCAUAGUAAAACGACGUCUAAAAAUUGUGGUAACAACAACGCGGGACGUAUCAUCCACGGGGCCGUCACUAGCCAAUAUGUUUUCGUAACCUCACCUAGCCACCCAAACUUGGCCACUUCCGGGCGCCGGCGACGUAACACCGCGGGGAGAGGGGAAGGGAGGGGCGAGGGAAGAGGGGGGGGGGGGGGGAGUCCCCGGGCCGACCCGAGUGCGUUCACCUCUGACAUAACGCGAUUCGGGCGACGCCCGGCCAAUGCUGAGGAGAUUGCGCUGCAACUUGGACCUUGCGUAAUCGACGCGCGUAGAAGGCAAAGACUUCAGUGGCAGCAGCCAAUAGAGAACGCACACACAAAGGCGUGUUGUGGUGCGGAUGAGGAGGCC